AUGUCGAAGUCUUUCUUCAAAGUGGUCAGGGAAAACCUUAUGUUUCUUCUGUUACUCCUUGGAGUGAUUUUAGGUAUUGUACUUGGACUUUUUCUCAACGACAAAGUACAACAUUCAACUGAAUUUACCCCAAGAGAACUGGCGAUGUUUAUUGGUUUUCCAGGAGAAUUAUUUGUGCGAAUGUUGAUGCUUGUAGUGUUACCUUUGAUUGCAUCGAGUGUUAUAACUUCUCUAACAAUAAUCGAUAAAAUUACUGCAAAAAAAAUUGGAAAACGUGCAGCGCUCUAUUUUUUGGUUACCUCUUUAAUCGCAACCAGCCUGGCUGUUGUUUUAGCAAGAGUUAUAAUAAAACCACGAGCUCAUGAAAUUCAGGAAGAAGACAGGAUGCCGAAGGAAGGAUCAAGUCCUGUGUACGCCAUACUAGAUAUGUUAAGGUAA
This is a messenger RNA of Paramuricea clavata, 438 nucleotides long. The record is from the annotation of a GenBank genome assembly. NCBI's taxonomy places the organism in Eukaryota, Metazoa, Cnidaria, Anthozoa, Malacalcyonacea, Plexauridae.